CACUCUAUAAAAGUUUUGCAAAGACGCGACAGAUAAAGGAUCUCAUAGUUCAACAAAAACAAUACAAAUGUCAACGAACAAUUCCUCUCAGGGUUUGAACGGACCAACCUACUCCAAGGCUAGCAUAAUCGGACAAACUUCUUUUAAUAUAAUUAUAAUCACCACAGCUCUAGUGGGAAACGUGAUUGUGAUUGCUGCUGUCAUUUCGACGCGUAAACUCAGGAAGCCAACGAACUACUUUAUUACGUCCUUGGCAGUCAGCGAUAUUCUCAUUGUCACUACGAUUGUGCCAUUUCAUGUUUAUCAUUACCUGAACUCAAUGAUUUGGGAUUUGGGACCACGCAUCUGCAAGAUAUGGAUUUUUAUGGAUUUUUUAUGCGGGGCUGCAUCCACCACAAACGUCGCCUUGAUAGCAGUUGAUCGAUUGUUAGUACUAUCCUAUCCUUUUGUGUACCAAAAAUUCAUCAAUGGUCCACGUUCAUUGCUGGCAAUAUGCUUGGUGUGGUGUUAUGCAGCCAUUCUCAGCUCGUUAUCUUUUACGAACUGGUCAAAUGACGCAAAACUAAUUCAUCAACCCGCUUGUAAGAAAGUCGAUAAAAACUAUUAUCUUGUCGUUUCUGUUUUGGGCAUAUUUUUGCCAUUAGUAAUACUUAUUGUAGCUUAUUCCAUGGUCUUCAAACUUGCAUUUCACCAAGCUAAGAUGAUUAAGGUUCACGGAACCCCAUGGCAAAAUGGCGAUCGUGAGCAUUGUGUCUUUUCAAAAUCUGAAAAACCCAUGCAAACGCGAAUGCUUAUCCGCGAGCUCAAAGCAACGAAGACACUAAUGAUUGUAGUAGGAACGUUUCUCAUUUGCUGGUUUCCGCUGUUUGUUGUAUUGUUGGUUAACCAACAGUGCCCAAAAUGCAUUUCACAAAAUCUUAGCUCCCUUGCACAGCAAAUCAUCGGUAUAAUCUUUGUGUUCACUUUGCCACGAGUAAACACUGUCGCAAAUCCCAUCAUUUACACUGUUUUCAAUAGAGAGUUUCGUGCAGUACUUUGGGUCUUUUGCAACAAGCUUAUACGCGUCAUUCAGGGAGCAAAUCAUAGAGAUGUUUUUCUUUCAUCACGGAGGCAAGCCGCAAGGCUUUGUGAAGUGUAUUCUACAAACUAUACGGAUUCAACAACUAACGAAACAGUCCAAAAAGAGAGCCUUGUGUCAUAUGGACUUAAUACAACAAACGAAGGAAGUCUGUUAACGUCUUUGUUUGCUCGUGAUGAAUUGGAAAUAUGUUGUCAUGAAACGAGCGUUUGAAAUCAAAUUAAACACUUGCAAUGAUCGCCAAAAAAUGUAUAACAGAAAUCGAUCGUGGAACAGGCAUCUAUAUACAAAAUAGUGUUUAAGGAUAUCUUUGAAAAGAAAUCCCACCGAACAUUUUCCAGAUAGUGUGUAUAAACUACAUAUAUGCAUCUGUAAAAUUAAUUAAAAUAAGAGGAAAAUGA
Messenger RNA from Xenia sp. Carnegie-2017, 1479 nucleotides. Its product is annotated as D(4) dopamine receptor-like. The coding region runs from base 68 to 1291 and encodes 407 amino acids. Gene Ontology annotation, molecular function: G protein-coupled receptor activity. NCBI's taxonomy places the organism in Eukaryota, Metazoa, Cnidaria, Anthozoa, Malacalcyonacea, Xeniidae. Gene Ontology annotation, biological process: G protein-coupled receptor signaling pathway. Gene Ontology annotation, cellular component: membrane. The record is from RefSeq and is a predicted model, not a curated record. The transcript has a single exon.